Pistacia vera is the source of this 1594-nucleotide messenger RNA. Its product is annotated as E3 ubiquitin-protein ligase RING1-like. NCBI's taxonomy places the organism in Eukaryota, Viridiplantae, Streptophyta, Magnoliopsida, Sapindales, Anacardiaceae. Gene Ontology annotation, biological process: protein ubiquitination. The transcript has a single exon. The record is from RefSeq and is a predicted model, not a curated record. The coding region runs from base 159 to 1214 and encodes 351 amino acids.
GCAAAAUCGAAUAUUAUUCCAUUCUCCACCAUCUCAUAUUCAAUCCUUUAUUUUUUGUUUUCUUUCUUGAACCGUUCACCUUCCACCCGACCCAAUCUAUCUCUUCUCAUCUCCCUUUCUUCCCCUUUGUUUGAUGCUCUUCAUUCUAUCUUAACAUCAUGGGGCGCCUUCAACUUCUUCUUCAAUAUCACAGAAGGUUGUCAGAGGCCGUCGCUGAAGAAAAAUGCAAAUCGAUUUGUGACUCUAAUGAAUCUUGUUAUGAGAAAUGCAUGAAAUCCCCUUCUCCUCCGCCUAUCUCUUCACCGUCUCCUCAUUCAAACAAAGCUCACAAGUUCUUGAUAAUCACACUCACAGUUUUCGCCGUUACUUUUGUUGCUCUGUGUUUUUAUAUUCUCUACUUCAAGAUCUACUUAAAUUGGCGUGCUUCAAGGAGAUCAGCAUCGUCACAGCCGCCACAAACAGAUGAUGAUGAAACCCAUGAUGAUUUUCUUGAUGAAGAUCACGGUCCGGUCGUUGACCACCACAUCUGGUACAUCAACACCGUUGGUUUGCAGCCGUCGAUUAUAGGCGCCAUCACCGUUUGCAAGUAUAAGAAAGGCGAUGGUCUUGUUGAAGGAAGCGAGUGCUCCGUUUGUUUGAACGAGUUUGAGGAGGACGAGACUCUCAGACUUUUGCCUAAAUGUAAUCACGCUUUUCAUGUCCCUUGUAUUGAUACUUGGCUUCGUUCUCACACCAAUUGCCCCAUGUGCCGAGCUCCGAUUGUCAAGUAUAACACGUCCGGUGAAUCAUCUUCUUCAUCAACAACACCCGACUCCAUUACUGAUAAUUCAGCUGUUAGCAGUGAUACUCAGGUUGAAGUUUUGCGAGAUGAUGGAGAAACCGAGAGAGAAUUGGAAGAAGAAAUUCUUGAAAGGAGGAUUGGGAUUAAACCAAUUAGAAGAUCGGUUUCUUUGGAUUCUGUAUCAGCUUUUAAGAUAAGUCGAGUUGUUGGUAAUUUUAGUAUUGAAGAAGAAAGUAGAGGGAAUUCAGAUGCCCAGAUGGGGAAAGAGAAAGAUUCAAGAAUGAGAAUUGUUUCAAGAAGAGUAAGCAGAACUGAAAGCUUGAGAAGAUUUGUGGGAAGUUCUUCAAUUGCAAGAUCUUUGCAGAUUGGUCCAGUUUCAUUCAAAAGAUCAUUUUCUUGCAGUGGAAAAUUCUUGUUGCCAAGGAGUAGCUGAAGACGCGACUCAAAAUGUUUCAGGUCAGAUAUCCACAAACUUGAGAGUCCAGAUGAAUCGGAGGGCUCAUUUUUUUUUUGGUUCUAAAAAAUAAUUGAAACUGCAUACCAAACUCAGCUCUGUGACAAAGUCUUCUAUUUAGAAAAGCCCUUGAUAUUUUAAUUAUAUAUGGUUAUAUAUAGUGAUAAGAGAGGCUGAUCGAGGGAAAGGAUAUUACCUGUUAGAGGAUAAAUUUUGUUGUAUUAAGUUUGCGAGGAGAUCCAUGAAAGGGAAUGGAUUUUCUUUAGCAAAGAAGUGUUUGUAAGUAAAAAACUCUCUUCUUGCGAAGUGAUGAUGAUACUGUCUGUACACAAUUUUGAUUGAUAAAAUGAUGAUUUCUG